Messenger RNA from Kickxella alabastrina, 1241 nucleotides. RefSeq names its product Alpha/Beta hydrolase protein. Gene Ontology annotation, biological process: medium-chain fatty acid biosynthetic process; medium-chain fatty acid catabolic process. Bases 62 to 1204 code for a protein of 380 amino acids. The transcript has a single exon. The record is from RefSeq and is a predicted model, not a curated record. Gene Ontology annotation, molecular function: monoacylglycerol lipase activity; acetylesterase activity. Lineage: Eukaryota; Fungi; Kickxellomycota; Kickxellomycetes; Kickxellales; Kickxellaceae.
UCCCGCCUUUCAUUUUGCAUUUGUUUGUUGAUAUUACAACUUUUUUGGAUUAUACUUGCCAAUGGUGUACACAGCAGUUCUUCCCAAAUCGUGGUUCAAGGUCCAACUGACACACGCACCUUCUGAAAAGCAGCCGCAGCGUGGAGGCAGAACGCUUUUGGAGCAGCUCAAAUACACAUGUCCUACAAUAGCGGACCCCUCAAAGGCAUACUAUGUGCCGCCGUGGACAAUUCACAACGGUGACCUGCAAACAAUCUAUCUCUACACGCAGCACUUUAAGCCUGCCGGGUGCCCGGUUGAAUUUGAGCGCGAGAUAUUCAAGUUUUCCGAUGGAGGAAGGGCGGCCGUAGACUGGGCAUUGCCGCGACUGGACACACAUCCAGACUCACCAUUGAUGGUGCUGAUUCCUGGCAUUGCUGGGUCUAGCUAUGACUAUUACAUAAGAUCGUUUAUUACUUGCAUCGCUCAACAGUCAUAUGGAUACCAGGUAGUUGUGCUGCACAGUCGAGGGUGCAAUGGAGUCGAUUUGGCUACGCCAAAGGCCUUUCACGGUGGAAUGACUGAGGAUCUGCGCGAGUUUAUGGACUACAUUGGCAGAACUAGGCCCAACGCCCCGCUGGUCGGCAUUGGCUUCUCAUUGGGCGCCAACAUUUUGACAAAAUAUAUUGGUGAAGAAAGUGACAAAUGUCGGUUUGUCGCGGCAGCCUCUGUGUGCAACCCAUUUGACAUUCACACAACGGUCACUAACAUGAGCCAGCCUUCAAUUAAAAACCGCUACUUGUAUGCGGCGGCAUUAACACGAUCGCUAGUUUCGGUAUUCACUAAUAACGAGAAAGUCAUCUUGGCUGGCAAUGUGGAGCUCAAUGGCAAGGCAAUUGCGGCGUCACGCAACAUUGACGAGUUCAACGAGGCAUACACUGCCAAGGUGUUUGGUUACAGCUCGGCCAAGGAACUAAGCAUCAGCGGCAGCAGUGUUCGCUAUUUGAAGGAUAUCAAGGUACCAAUGUUGUUCAUUAACGCACUCGACGACCCCAUGUGCUACAGGCGCACAAUCCCAUUUGCUGAGAUCAAGGCCAACCCGAAUCUGGUUCUGGCAUGCACGCGGUAUGGCGGCCACCUGGCGUACUUUGAAGGUAUCCAGAUGACAACUUGGCUGCCCAAACAGCUUUCGCAGUUUGUCCGCGGAAUGCUUGAGUGGAAAUAAAAAGAUAAAAACAUUUGUUUUUUAAUUAAACAAUUCA